GAAAGCCCAAGUUCACGCAGCUAUGCGUCUAGUUAGCUUUAUAACUGAGGUCACUGAAAUACAAUACUUCCCAACUGCUAUGAGGAAACAGAAAACCACGAGGUCUAGAACACCGGAAGUUGAUUUUAAUUCCUGUUUUUGCUAGCUGAGGCAAAAAAUCACAUCGCUACUUUACGUUCUCAACUUGAACUACACCGAAGAAGUAUGGGGGAACUAAAACUGGUAGCUUGCCUAAAGUGGUACAGCACGUUUAUCUUCUUGGGCGGAACCAUUGUUGGCUUUGCUGAUCCCAUCACCGAUAUACUUACACUAGUGGGAUUCUAUCGCGAAGAUCACAAGACAUGGUUCGCCGUGGGGCUAACUUUUAUUAUCUUGCCUUGUUUUGUUUUCUCGUUGCUCUUUUGUAUGCUUAAGUUGGAAGAGUUUCAAAGGCCGACGUCGAGUUACAAAAAUAUUUUUUUACAAGUUUUGCUUUGUGGUUUCAAUCCGUUCUCAGCGGCUUUGGCAAGACUACAAGGUUUUAUUUUCUGCUUGAAGAAUUUUAAGACGCUUUGGCAAGGUAAUCAGGGCGACUUAAGCGAAGAUACUGAUGACAAAUGGAAUAUUGAAGAGCUUCUGUUCCACAGCGAGUUAGCUCUGCUCUUUGAAGCAGUUCUUGAAUCAAUCCCCCAGUUCAUUCUUCAGCUGUACGCCAUGAGUGUGCAACAGGAACCAGUGAAGAUCAUUCAAAUGAUCUCUUUACCUGUGUCUUUCCUUAGUUUAGCCUGGGCGUUUACGACAGCCGACGAGUUGCUGCAAAAGGGAGAGACUCAGAUCCACGUCCUGAGGAUGAAACACAAACUUUUGCUUUUCUUGACUCACGCAGUCCUCUUGAGCAGUCGUCUGUUUGCCAUCAGUUACUUUAUGGUCAGUUAUAAGUGGUGGGUUAUCGUGAUAUUAACAUGCCAUUCAUUUGCGGUAUUGGUUGCAGAGGCCAUUUGUAUCUGCGGCAGAUGUGGCGGUGACCGAGGAACGGCGCUUAUUUUGAUCCUGUUCUUCUUCCUCAACUGGCUGAGAGAUGAUUGGUCGGUAAAGAUUCACGAUGAAGAUAACGAAAAUAAGAGGAUGCUAUCAACAAGAAUGCGAUUGUUUUUCAACGUCUUGUUUGCGGUCGAGAACAUCGCCAUGAUCCUUAUGUUCUACCUCACCAGUCCAUACUCCAACACUUGGUACUCGCAGCCUGUCACUGUUUGCGUCUGUUUGUUUUCUGUCAUUGGAGCGGUGGCGAGAGUUACUCACUUUCGUUUCUUAACCAAAGAAACGGGCAGUUAUUCGACAAUGGAGAGGAACGAAAAUUUAUCACCCAGUGAAAUACCAGUAGCGAGAGUCUCCAUAACUUCUCAAGCGUCCCAAGUGGUGAUCAUAAAUCAAGGGUUUCGGAAAGAAGAUGAGUAACAAAAUUGCGAAAAUUGCUGACUAUCCUUUAAGUGGGCAGACAGGCAAUAGGCAGUACAAUUCAGCAGGUAACAGUUAAACUAGAAGUGAAAUCCCAGCGGUACUUAGUUACUUUAUUUAUUUUAUCAUGUGUCCUAAGUCUUAUGCGAUGUUUCGGUAGACUCAAAACUGGCAGCAGACAACUGAGUGUAAAGCCUAAAGAGUUGUAGGAGGCCGGUGAUAACUGAAAAAUAUGGUUUGUUUAGUUUAUAUUCGUUCAUGUGUACAUUAAAGUCAGGCGUUCUCUGCGUUAAACGAUUGCGGAAAUUUAUCGAGACAAAAAAGAGUACCCUAAUUGCAAUAUCAUACUUUGGUUCAAAAGCAUAUAACUAAUAUCGGGGAAGGUUGUUGAUUGAUAACUAAAUAAAACUACGCGGUUUAACUCGUGA
This is a messenger RNA of Stylophora pistillata, 1862 nucleotides long. RefSeq lists its product as uncharacterized. The record is from RefSeq and is a predicted model, not a curated record. Gene Ontology annotation, cellular component: membrane. Lineage: Eukaryota; Metazoa; Cnidaria; Anthozoa; Scleractinia; Pocilloporidae.